This is a messenger RNA of Lactuca virosa, 1218 nucleotides long. NCBI's taxonomy places the organism in Eukaryota, Viridiplantae, Streptophyta, Magnoliopsida, Asterales, Asteraceae. The record is from the annotation of a GenBank genome assembly.
CCCAUCCAACUAAUCACGUCGAUUAUAAUAAAUGGUUCCAACAAUGGAGGAAUUGGCGUCCAAUCCAUGUGUCUCUGCUUCCUCUGAGCACUGAUUCCCUAUCUUUCUGACAAACAAAGGCCUCGCCGGCGGCGAACAAUCCGCUGCUACUACUGCAACACAGAAAGAUUAUAUAUGUAUAUACUAAACCCUACGAAUAUAACCUCUCGAUUUCCCUUCUUAAACCCUACUCGAGGUGUACCAAAGCUUCAAUUUUCAAAAAUUCUCCAACAGAACAAGGGAUUUCGAGAAGGACCAAUAACAAAAAUGGCAUGGAGUUUGGAGAGAUGCGAUGAAAGAAGCAUCGAAAGUAGGUCUGGAAACAUUCGACCCGCAACAGAGGCUUACGCUGAUGAAGCAAUCAAAGCUUUAAAAGCAGGAAAGGUCAUAGCUGUCCCCACUGAUACACUCUAUGGUUUUGCUUGUGACGCAUGCUCUGUUGAAGCAGUCAAUAGAAUAUAUGAAAUCAAAGGGCGUAAACACACUAGCCCUUUAGCCAUUUGUGUUGGUGACAUAAACGACAUAGGGCGAUUUGCUGUCACAAACCAUCUCCCUCUUGGCUUGCUUGAUAACCUCCUUCCAGGACCCGUAACCGUGGUUCUAACAAGAGGGGAAUCAAGUAUUCUUGAGAAAUCAUUAAACCCUGGAUUGGAUACAAUUGGAGUUCGGAUACCUGAUUUUGAAUUUAUGAGGAUGAUUGCUCGAGGGUGUGGAAGUGCAUUGGCAUUAACAAGUGCAAAUCUUAGUGGACAACCGAGUAGUUUAGACAUUAAAGAGUUCAAGAAUCUUUGGGAACAUUGUAGUUUUGUUUAUGAUGGUGGUGUUCUUCCAGCAGGGCGUGAAGGGUCAACCGUUGUUGACCUUUCUAUUAUUGGGAAAUACAAGAUCUUGAGACCCGGAAGUGCUAAAGAAGAGACAGUUUCAAUAUUGGAGAAGUACUCUUUACUAGAAGAAGGAGCUGCUGGUUGUCUUUUUAUUUCAAGAUUCAAAUCUUGAAUUUUUCACUGUUUGACUUUAACUUUGACUUUCGUCAAAGACAUGUAGUGUAAACAUAUCGUGCUGUUUAAACUUUAAAGUGUAGAGUUUUGUUGAAUUUAGUGAAUGAAACACUAUUUGAAUGUAAAGUUUGAGACACUCUGGCUUUUUUUUUCUUUCAUGGUCGUUGCUUACUCUUGGAAU